UGCCAUUUUUAUAGAGACUACAAGAUGGCGGACGGAAAAGAUGACGGUGGUAGUUGGUGGGGGAGCUGGCUUCAGACGGCCAAAGAAAAGUCUGUCUCUGCUAUCGAGAUGGUGAAGAAGGACCUAGCCGACUAUACAUGUACCAUGCAGCAGGACACCACUCAGGUGAUGGCAAUAACAUCGGAGAAAAUGAAGGAAAUACAGACAAAAGAAGGUGCUCCACGCUAUGGAUUUGCGACAUUUCUGGAAGACCUAACAAAGUCACUGGUAGUAGAGGCAGAAGACAAGUAUGAUAAACCGAUACCGGUACCUUCUACUGAUCCAAUGUUUGACAGGGCCAAGGCUCGUCUUCAUGCUGUACAAGUUGAUCCUGGUACAUACUGCAACAAACCUUCUGGAGACCCAGAAACUUUCCAGGAAUGGGUGAAAACCUUCAGUAUGGACGGGGUGAAAGGAGAUGUGUCUGAACUCUUGGUGUCUAAAGUUGAAGUCCGAGCAUUAUAUACAAAACUGGUACCGUCAGAAAUCUCACAUGCAGAUUUCUGGCAGAGGUAUUUCUACAAGGUGAACCAGCUUCACCUGGACGAGGCACGUAAGCUGGCCCUGAUGAAGCGGGCAGAGAGGGCAGAGGUUAAGGAGGACUCUAUAAGCUGGGAUGACAGUGACGAUGAGGAAGUGCGGGACACUAGGGAAAAGGUGAGGGGUACAAACUCCCUGGAGGAGGUUUCCACUAAGGAACGACUGGCUCCAACACCAGCAUUGGACUCUCAGGAAACUCCAUCAGAAUUAUGUACAAAACCAGACAAAUCAGUGACUUCUGAAACAGAUAACAAAUCUUUACAAGAUAUACCCCUUACAAACAAUGACGCGACAACAGAUAACAAAUCUUUACAAGAUAUACCCAUUACAAACAAUGACGCGACAACAGAUAAUGAAGUUGAAACAAGUGUUAAAGACAAGGAAGAAAAAUGUGAUAAAGAUUCAGUGGUUGAAGAGAAAAUUGAAGAGGAUGUAAAAACACAGAUUGAGAAGGAUUGCCAACCAGUUGAGCCAAUAGUAUCAGAACUUACAAAGGAAGAGAAAUCAGAUGAUGUAAAUGAAAGUGAAAGUAUAACACAUGCCGAUUGUUCCCCUCUGGAGAUCUGUGUGAAGGAGAAAGGUGAUGUUGUGGUGGUGAACCCAGACCGUCACUCGCCCUCCUCCGAGUCCGAUGGAAAGAAAGAUGCUGUGAGCACUGAUGAUGACUGGGAACAAGACUUUGAUGUAGAACUUACUGAAGAAGACAUGAAGGCAGCUGAUGAGAUUGCCAAAAAACUGAAUUUAUCAGCUACAGACUAUACAAAGCUCACCGGUGAUGUGGAUGAAGACUGGGAAAGCUGGGAAUGAAGCCGACAGCUUUGACAGGACGCGCGUUAACUCGGAUGAUGUUAGAAUUAGAUAAAUUGGUAAUAGUCGCUAUAGAUUGGUAUCUGAACCAGGAUGAUUUCUGAUUUUACCAUGUUUAUAUUUACCAGUGCUUUUGAAGUACAGGGACCAAUGUAAGAGACAUUCUGCUCCCUAAAUCUUUGUCACAAGGACAUCAACAGUGGUUCUCAUGGAAUGUCUUCCUGUACUUUUUAGAGAUAUUUCGUUCUUUUAUGACUUUGUGUGGGUGGUACCAGAGAAUUGGUUGACAAAUGUGGAAUUAGAGGGUCAGUUUGGUUGAGAAAUAUUAAACUAAAAUUGUUUUUAAUUCUGGUUUAUGUGCAAUUAUCUAACGGAACCUUGCAGAAGUCAGAAUUUGACAUAGAUUGUGUGGCAGGGAAUGACAUAACUGAUGAAAUUCUGCAUGUUCUGUGUUUGGGACAACUUUUCGAUCAUUAAACCCUGUACAACAAAAUAGGAUUGGCCAGGGGGAUACACUCACAACCAAUCUCGAUGAAACUUAAUGCACAAGACCAGUACCAGCAAGUUACUUCUGUGAAUAGGAUUUCAAUGAUUCUCAGAGUUAUGUCCCCUGUCAUAUCCUUGUUAGAUAUGCAUUGUUUUUAUAUAUAAUUGAUUUAUUAAAGCAAAUGAUUCAUUUCUCCCAAUUAACACUAUCACGAUUUAGUGAAUUAUUUAAUGCAAAAUAUCUAUGGCUGUGAAUAUGUUUUCUGUUCAAUGUUGGGGAUAAGGUUCUGAAGAUUAUGGGAAGCAUGUGAAAAGGUGUCGGAGAAGCUUAUUUAGAUGCACUAUCAUUUUGAAGCUCCAAUUUUGUGCUAUUUGUUCCAGGAGUUAAAAUCAAUGCUGUUUUGGCUAAACAAGAAUAACUAUUGUAGUUAUCAAGUGACUGCAUAUGUACAUAUUUGUUUACAGUAAAAUAUUGAUGAAAUUG
This is a messenger RNA of Pecten maximus, 2356 nucleotides long. RefSeq names its product BSD domain-containing protein 1-like. The record is from RefSeq and is a predicted model, not a curated record. NCBI's taxonomy places the organism in Eukaryota, Metazoa, Mollusca, Bivalvia, Pectinida, Pectinidae. The transcript is spliced from 9 exons. Gene Ontology annotation, cellular component: cytoplasm. Bases 25 to 1386 code for a protein of 453 amino acids.